ACGGCGCCGGAAUUAACUCUCCUUCGCUUCCUAUAUAUAGACGUCUCACUUCCACUCACCAUACCCACAUCUCAAUCUCCUCUUCUCUCUCUCAAUAGCUCCAUAAUUUUCACGUUGUUUAUACCUGAAGCUUUUAGCUUCAACCUCCUACCCACCACCACCACCUCACAAUUCUCCUUUCGAGCUAACAUGGAUUGCUUGCAGAGUUGGCCUGAACCCGUUGUCCGUGUCCAGUCUUUGUCUGAAAGCGGCAUCCGCCAAAUCCCACAGCGUUAUGUGAAGCCACCAUCUCUGAGGCCCUCGCUCAAGAAUAACAAUAUUUUUACUGCUCAAACCGAGGUUAACAUUCCGGUUAUUGAUUUCCAGAACGUUUUCUCCGAUGAUCAAACUCUCCGUUUAGAUACCCUGAAGAGUAUUUCCCUCGCUUGUCGCAACUGGGGUUUCUUUCAAAUAGUGAACCACGGUGUUAGACCUCAGCUUCUGAAGAGCAUGCGAGAGGUCUGGCGAGAGUUUUUUAACCAGCCGCUGGAAAUGAAGCAGGAGUACGCAAAUUCUCCAGCUACUUAUGAGGGAUACGGGAGCCGUUUGGGAGUUGAGAAAGGGGCAAAACUUGAUUGGAGCGAUUACUUUUUUCUUCAUUAUAUGCCAGUUUCGCUGAGAAAUCAGAGCAAGUGGCCUGCAGUGCCAGCUUCUUGCAGGGAAUUGGUAGCUGAAUAUGGCUCCGAGGUGGUUAGCCUUGGUGGAAAACUCAUGAGGGUAUUUUCUAAGAACCUUGGCCUGGAAGAAGACCACCUUAUAAAAGCUUUUGGUGGAGAUGACAACGUUGGUGCUUGUUUGAGGGUGAAUUUCUACCCCAAGUGUCCUCAGCCAGACCUUACACUUGGUCUCUCAUCACACUCCGACCCAGGUGGCAUGACCAUUCUUCUGCCAGACGAAAAUGUCGCCGGACUCCAAGUCCGUCGGGGGGACUGUUGGCUUACCGUUAAACCAAUCCCAAAUGCCUUCAUUAUCAACAUAGGAGAUCAAAUUCAGGUGCUGAGCAAUGCUAUUUACAAGAGCGUAGAGCAUCGUGUGAUUGUGAACUCUGAUAAAGAUCGAGUGUCCCUUGCUUUCUUCUAUAACCCUAAGAGUGAUCUGCUGAUUGAACCUACGAAGGAGCUGGUGACAGAGGACCAGCCAGCUCUCUAUCAACCAAUGACAUUUGAUGAGUAUAGACUUUACAUUAGGACAAAGGGUCCAUGUGGGAAGCAACAAGUGGAAUCCUUGAAGCGCUCUUGAUCAUAUCUACGUGGGAUCGGUUUGAAGACUUAAUUAGAAAAGGCAAAAAAAAACUCUCUAUCUUUUUUUUUCUAUAUAUAUAUAUGUAUGUAUGUACACUACAACUCGUGUUAGUGGAUCGAAUGUCAUGAUGAUGAUGAUGAUUUAUGAUCAAAUUUAAUGAAUAUGAUGGUGAUCAUUGCUUUUCAAA
Manihot esculenta (cassava) is the source of this 1468-nucleotide messenger RNA. Its product is annotated as jasmonate-induced oxygenase 2. Lineage: Eukaryota; Viridiplantae; Streptophyta; Magnoliopsida; Malpighiales; Euphorbiaceae. The transcript is spliced from 3 exons. Bases 190 to 1278 code for a protein of 362 amino acids. The record is from RefSeq and is a predicted model, not a curated record.